Molecule: messenger RNA, 2090 nt
Organism: Vespa crabro (European hornet)
Lineage: Eukaryota; Metazoa; Arthropoda; Insecta; Hymenoptera; Vespidae
Gene: CkIIbeta
Product: casein kinase II subunit beta
Exons: 5
Coding region: 1311-1997 (228 amino acids)
Cellular component (GO): protein kinase CK2 complex; cytoplasm
Molecular function (GO): protein kinase regulator activity
Source: RefSeq, a predicted model, not a curated record
UUAGAUAGAGCAACAAUCCGUAUCAAUCUUUAAAACGCCAUUGCGAACUCUUUCGAAAGAUAAAAAUGAGAAAUUCUAAAAGCACUUUGACAUCUCUAAUUCUGAAUUAACUUUAAAUCAUUUUUUAUUAGAUAUAAAUGAAAUAUUUUUUACAUUUCUAUUGAUUCAUCUAUGCCAAAUGCUAUGAUUCGAUAAAUUUUUUAUUAUCUUAUAGGUAAAUUUUCCAAAGUUCUUUGAGCCUAUUUGUAAAAAGCUUAGUGUUUUGAACACUAAAAUUGGGAAGGAGGGAGAAAGAGAGAAUGAGACAAUAAUGUAAUUUGUCAAUGUAUCUAUUUUUUACGAUGGGAGGAAUUUUUAUAUAGAUUUAAAUGUUAAUUUCCGUUUAUAUGAAAAUAGCUUUAUAUAAGAGAGACGGGAUAAAACUUAGAAUAAUUGUUAAAUUAUAAAAAGAAAGAUAAGAAAUAUGGAUAGGAUAUAAUUGUCUGUAUGAGUUUUAUUGUAUAAUUACAAUUGCUGUCAAGUAAUUCCUAUGUAUGACCUUUGUAGGAAGAUUUACCAUUAGUUGAAAAGUGUUAUUUGUCUUGAUAUCAUAUCAAGUAAAUUAUAUUGAAGAAUUAUUUGUUAGUCAUACUUAAAUUUUAUUUUUAAAUAAAUAAAACAAUGAAAUAUAAUGAUCAAGAUUUUUUGUGUGUAUGACUAAUUGAAAAAUUAGGAUGAAACGAAUAAAAAUAUAUAUGAUAAAGAUUUUAAAAUUCAAGAAUUGUGUAUUAUACAUUGUAAAUACAAUAGUUCCUUUUUACACUUUUGAAAAUCUUUGUACUAGUUCAGUUUUAUAUUAUAAAAAAUUUACAUAUACAAAAGAAAGAUACUAAAUAUAUUUUUUGUAUGUUUUCAACAUUCUUUAUAUUUUAUUAUUUUGUGAUCGUACGAGAUAAAUGAAUUUUGGUAUUGCUUCUAGUAUAAAUGUAGAUAUGACAUUUGUUGUAAAAAAAGUUGCACCAAUUGGUACUUGAGAUUAUAUUAGUCCAAAAGUUCUAAUGGAUAAUAGUGGAAACGGAUAUUCUCUCCUAAUGACAAUGUUAAAUAUAAGGUUGGUAUUAAGGAAGAAAUUAGGAAACGAUAAGAGCGCCAUCUACAUCGUUUCGACGAGCAAGCGUGGCUAAUCAAAGCACCAAAAGGUAAGCCGUAAGGGCUGUUUAUUUUUGGGUUUACAUUGGGCCGCUCGGUCCUACAAGGCUUUUUUCGAGUAAUGUGCUUCCUGGCCGUGUCGGAUCGUACGUCGUACUUGAAAAUCAGUUGACGAAGCAGCGAUGACCACGCCAAUAAAAAUGAGCAGUUCCGAGGAGGUAUCUUGGAUAUCGUGGUUUUGUGGCCUCAGAGGAAAUGAGUUUUUCUGUGAGGUCGAUGAAGAUUAUAUUCAGGAUAAAUUUAAUUUAACAGGAUUGAACGAACAAGUGCCACACUACAGACAAGCACUAGAUAUGAUAUUAGAUCUCGAGCCUCUAGAUGACGAUUUAGAUGACAAUCCAAACCAAUCAGAUCUGAUUGAACAGGCUGCAGAAAUGCUUUAUGGUCUCAUUCAUGCACGUUACAUUCUUACAAAUCGAGGAAUUGCUCAAAUGAUUGAAAAGUAUCAAGCUGGUGAUUUUGGCCAUUGUCCGCGUGUAUAUUGCGAGUCCCAACCAAUGUUACCUCUGGGUCUUAGUGAUGUUCCUGGUGAAGCUAUGGUCAAGAGUUAUUGCCCUAAAUGUAUGGAUGUCUAUACACCUAAAAGUUCUAGGCAUCAUCAUACCGAUGGUGCAUAUUUUGGUACAGGAUUUCCACACAUGCUUUUCAUGGUUCAUCCCGAGUACAGACCGAAACGCGCAGCAAAUCAAUUUGUACCUAGGUUAUAUGGCUUUAAAAUUCAUCCAUUGGCAUAUCAAAUGCAGCAACAAUCUGCAUCGACCUUCAAAGCACCAUUACGAGCUCUUAAUUAUAAUAAUGGGAAACGCUAAGAGUACUUUGACAUACUUUAGACCAUUUUUCAUUACUCAUAAUGCAAUUCCUAAUUUCGUCCCUGCGAUUUAAAUAAAAUAUUAUUUUUUAUA